AUGGGGAUCCCAGAGAGGAGGAGUAUGAGUGGCAAGCUGAGCAAUAGAGUAGCUGUGGUCACCGGGUCCACUGAUGGGAUUGGCUUUGCCAUUGCCCGGCGUCUGGCCCAGGAUGGUGCCCAUGUGGUUGUCAGCAGCCGGAAGCAGCAGAAUGUGGAUCGGGCAGUGGCCAUUCUGCAGACGGAGGGACUGAGUGUGACGGGCACCGUGUGCCACGUGGGGAAAGCUGAGGACCGGGAACAGCUGGUGGCCACGGCCCUGGAGCACUGUGGAGGCAUUGAUGUCCUGGUGUGUAAUGCAGGCGUCAACCCUGUGGUAGGGAGCACGCUGGGAUCCAGUGAGCAAGUGUGGGACAAGAUCCUCAGUGUGAAUGUGAAGGCCCCCGCCCUGCUGCUGAGCCAACUGCUGCCACACAUGGAGAAGAGAGGGGGUGGCAGUGUCAUUCUGGUCUCUUCUAUUGCGGCUUACACACCAUCUGUGGAACUGGGUGCCUAUAAUGUCAGUAAGACUGCUCUUCUGGGUCUCACCAAGACACUGGCAUUGGAGCUGGCCAUGAAGGGCAUCCGGGUAAACUGCCUGGUUCCAGGAAUGAUCAAGACUAACUUCAGUAAAAUGCUCCACAAAGAUGAGGUUUUCUGGAAACGAUUUAAGGAAAACCAGCGACUGCAGAGGAUCGGGCAGCCUGAGGACUGUGUGGGACUUGUGUCCUUCCUGUGCUCCCCAGAGGCCAGCUACAUCACUGGGGAGUCCAUCGUGGUGGCUGGCUUCUCCCCGAGGCUCUGA
Messenger RNA from Elephantulus edwardii (Cape elephant shrew), 783 nucleotides. It is a transcript of the gene DHRS2, whose product is annotated as dehydrogenase/reductase (SDR family) member 2. Bases 1 to 783 code for a protein of 260 amino acids. The record is from RefSeq and is a predicted model, not a curated record. The transcript has 8 exons. Gene Ontology annotation, molecular function: carbonyl reductase (NADPH) activity. Lineage: Eukaryota; Metazoa; Chordata; Mammalia; Macroscelidea; Macroscelididae.